GGCCUUCUUUUGUUUACUCGGAAUUUGGAAACCCUUAAACCUUUUUUCACAGACGUGGACACAUGACUAUACCACCAAAUCACCACGUUUUCAAACAAACAAUUUUUUUUUUCUUCUCUGGAAAAUCUGAAAGCUGUCACUUUCCCAUCAUUAAAUAGGAGAAUUUGGGAAACUUUGCAGGGGAGGAAAAAAAAAAAAAAAAAAAAAAGGGACAAGAAAAUGGCCGUAGAAAACGAGUAAGAGAAAAAAAAGAAGAGGAGAGAGAAUUUCUGAUCCCCCAUUUCACUUUUUCGUUUUCUGUCUGCAUUUGGCGGAAUCUACAAUCUUGAAGCUAAGUAAACAGCAAAUUAGAGAGUGUCUUGGAGAGUACCCAUCUGGGUCUUUGUCAUUUUUUAUCCACUGGGUUUCUGAGUUUUUGGAGAAAGAAUAAAGCUAAAAAAAAAAAAAAAAAAAAAAAAGAGUGAGAGGCAGAGCAGAGUAUAUCUGAAGAGAAAGAAAGAAAGAAAGGAUGGGCGUUUUGCAUGAGGAUUUGGUUCUCAUUAGCCAAGCAGAAAAACCAGGAGAUCCCACUGUGAUUACUGUGAAUUGCCCUGACAAAACUGGUCUGGGUUGUGAUUUGUGCAGGAUUAUAUUGCGGUUUGGGUUGAGCAUUUGCAGAGCAGAUUUUUCGACGGAUGGGAAAUGGUGCUACGUCGUUUUUGGGGUAGUGGGUAAACCAAACACAAGAUGGAGCUUAUUGAAGAAUAGGCUGUUGGAAGUAUGUCCAUCUUAUUUUUCCACAUCAGGAAUAUCUUAUUAUCGGCUGGAAAACCAGCAGCCAAAGCCAUCAGAUGUGUUCCUUUUGAAAUUCUGGUGCUCUAAUGAUCGGGAAGGCUUAUUGCAUGAUGUCACCGAGGUUCUUUGUGAGUUAGAGCUAACAAUAAAAAGAGUGAAGAUAUCUACUGCCCCUGAUGGGAGAGUGAUGGACCUUUUUUUUGUUACAGAUACCAGAGAACUUCUUCAUACCAAGGCAAGAAAGGAUGAAACCAUCCAUUGUCUAAAAGCUGUUUUAGGAGAUGUCAUGAUAAGUUGUGAAAUUGAUAUCGCUGGUCCAGAAGUCACCACAUGCUCACAGGGUUCUCCAUAUCUUCCAUCUGCAAUCAGUGAAGAAAUGUUCAGUUUAGAGCUCUCCAAUAGACACCUAAGUGGUUUCACCUCUAACCCAAUUUCAGUUGCAGUGGACAAUACAUUCAGCCCAUCUCAUACACUAGUUAAAAUGCAAUGUCAGGAUCACAAAGGUCUCAUCUAUGAUAUAAUGAGAACCUUGAAGGAUUACAAUAUCCAGAUUUCAUAUGGACGGUUCUUUGCAAAUACAAAAAGAAACUGUGAGAUGGAUUUGUUUAUAAUGCAAUCUGACAGCAAGAAAAUUGUUGAUCCCAACAAGCAAGAUGCAUUAUGCUCUCGCCUAAGAAUGGAGCUUUUGCGUCCUCUUAGAGUAGCUGUGGUAAGUCGUGGUCCUGAUACUGAGCUGCUGGUAGCUAACCCUGUGGAGUUGUCAGGCAGGGGUCGUCCUCUUGUUUUCUAUGAUAUUACUCUUGCCCUCAAAGUUCUCGACACUCGAAUCUUUUCGGUUGAGAUAGCUAGACACAUGAUCCAAGAUCGUGAAUGGGAGGUUUAUCGAAUCUUACUCGAUGAAGGGGUUGGUUUUUCUGUGCCGAGGAAUAAAAUUGAAGAAUAUGUAAGAAACACACUGAUGGGUUGGGACUCGAAGUAAAUAAAUUUGGUCACUACUUCCAUUACUGUACAGCCUCAUUUCUUAACCUACCUUUUGCGGUCGACCGCAACUAUAUGCUAACUGCUUAUGUUACAAAACAUCAAAUGUUUUAUGCAAAUGGCUAAGCUGUUUUGUAACCUCAAUCUUCUUAUAUGUCACCAACACGAUACAAACUUGGCAGUUCCUGCUCUUGCUUAAUUAGAUAUAAAAUAGUUCAGCUUUUUGUUAUA
This is a messenger RNA of Ziziphus jujuba (common jujube), 1983 nucleotides long. RefSeq names its product ACT domain-containing protein ACR10. NCBI's taxonomy places the organism in Eukaryota, Viridiplantae, Streptophyta, Magnoliopsida, Rosales, Rhamnaceae. The record is from RefSeq and is a predicted model, not a curated record. The coding region runs from base 509 to 1753 and encodes 414 amino acids. The transcript has 6 exons.